AUGGAGCGACCGCCAGCUGCCAAUAGAGACGACCUUUGGCGAUUGCAAGAGGCUUUGACCGACCUCUCUACAACGCAGGCGCAACACUCGGAGCGCAUCAUGCGCCUGGAGAAGAGGGCAGACGACGGUGCAAGACCUAAGAACGUCUGGGCGCCUGCUUCACCUUUCCCGAACGUUCUUGGUGGCUCUCAUCAUGAUUCGACUCUCAACCCUGCCGCCGAAGCCUUCCGCAACUUCGACACCGAUGCCGGCAUCAGUGCACUUAGUCUCGAUAAUGCCGAAGAUACUCGCAGAGCAGCAGCGUCGCGGGCCAAUUCGGUUCGUUUUGACGAGAGUGCUAACAACCACUAUGGCUCAUCGAGGCAGUCAAUAGACCUGCCUACUAGAACUGGCAGCGGUCUAGGCAGUCAUCCUCUUUCGGAGCGCUCCUUGUCUCAUCGAUCAGACGGACGUAGCAGUAAUGCUGGCUUCGGAAGAACUAACAGCUUUGGCCUGGAGCAGAGCCGUUUGCUUGGAUCCAUCCACAAUUCCCCCAAGGUCGCAGCCAAUCCGCCGCCUGGCUUCUUCGUCCUUGGCCCCUGCCCUGCAAUCAUUCGCUGCUGGCUCACCGAGACCUUCUCCAACGAUUCCCUCCUUUACGCCGCUUUAUGCACGGGUGCCUCUUCCUCCUCAGUUGGUAUGUCGCUUCUACAACAGCUCGGACUGACAGACCAAAUCGUGGACGAGGCCGGAUACCGCAAGAUCAAGCUGCCUGUGUACCUUACAGAAGCUCGUAUCCAGCAGCAAACGCUUCGUUCGGGUAGUCCACGACCAGCUCCACAAGUCCCCACUCUUUAUGUCAAGUUUGUGGUGGUUGAAGAAGUUGCGGAAGAGAAGACAAUCCAGAUCAUAAUCGGCAGUGAUAUCCUGCGUGCGCAAAGUGCCGACAUCCUCUUCUCCCAGGAUAAAGUCAGCAUCUACGACGAAGAGCGCAACCAGUUGACCGUGCCACUGGUCCGACCAGAGGAUGAUGCCUCAUACAAGAAUCUGAGCACAGGCUCUCGUAGGCUUACUACGUCAGCGAGUACUGUGCGUCAGUCAGGCCGAGAGCCAUCCCGCGCUGGAGUUAUCGGACAACCUGCUAAAGUAGAAGCCUUUUCAAGCCCUGGCUCGCCAAAUUCCAACGCGCCUGUUGAGCAUACUGAGUCUAGGAAGACCGAUGCUGCGGAGAUCACUCCACGUACAAGUGCUGAUAUCCCGGCGACCGACUCAAAGUCGACAACCGGUAGCGAACACUCGACAUCAACACCAGUCUCCAAGUCAAACUCCGGGGUAUGGGGUGUGUCCUGGCGCUCAUCGUCGUCGACUGGUCCUCCUGACUCAAAAUCGUCUUCGUAUUCUCGCCCUGCACCUAGUCGUACGAUGAAGGUUCUCCGAACCAACAAAAGCUCCACAAACGUAAGUCGCAGUGGAUCUGCAUCCAAUCCGUUCUUGAACGCACCCGAUACGGUUCGCACUGAGGAGCGCGAGCCGGAACCGGAGCGUAAAGUCAGCAUUGGAGAUGCCAAAGCAGGACCGUCAGCACCAACCCGCACCAAUCCCGUUGGUUCUGGAUCUGCUUUCGGUUGGUUGAGCAAUGGCUCGGGCGCGCAGAGACGUACAACGACCAACGGCAGCUGA
Molecule: messenger RNA, 1659 nt
Organism: Cyphellophora europaea CBS 101466
Lineage: Eukaryota; Fungi; Ascomycota; Eurotiomycetes; Chaetothyriales; Cyphellophoraceae
Exons: 2
Coding region: 1-1659 (552 amino acids)
Source: RefSeq, a predicted model, not a curated record